UAAUGCCAAUGCCAUAACCUCAAUAAACAGUCCCCCGCAAAGCCUUGCUAGAUGCAGGAUAUCUAAUUUCUGCUUAGAUUUGCAAAUUCCGCGUUGAUCUUUCUCUAAGCAUCCCAAAAUGGAGAAGAAAGAAAAUAAGCGUGCCCUCUUUAUAAAGAAUUUCCCCCCAAUGUUCUCAUUGAGUGACAAAACUGAGCUAAUGCGAAACUUUGGGGCCAAUGAAGUGACUUUAGUUGGAACAAAUUGUGGUCGUGCAUGUUUUGGAUCAGAACAGGAAGCAGAAAUGGCCCUUUCCCGGCUUCAUCAGAUGGACAUCUUGGGGUAUAGGUUGUGUGUGACCUAUGCUAAGGAGGCUUGCCUGAAGACUGAACCGUAUUUGCGGGGAAUGCCUUUGGAGAAGAAUAAGGGGAGAGGUGUGAAUGGUAGUAUUGAGGGUGAUAGGCUGGAAUUGGAGAAGUUUGUCGGAAGCCUUCUGGCUAUAAAUCAUCGGCUGAAUUUCAAUCAGCCUCCAGCUUCGUAUUUGAGGUAUAAGUAUCCACCAGCGACGCCGGAAAUUGUUAGGGCUAUUGGAUACAAUAUGCUAGGGAUACCCAAGUUCUAUCAUCAGGUUGUGCACAUCAUGAAUAGGAUGAAUCUCGUGCCGCCGUUUCAUGGGGUGGGUCCAAAUAGGAAUACGCAGGAUGUGGCUGUGCAGGUGAAUACUUUGGGUGAGGUUGGUGACUUGAAGAAGUGGAAGGAGAAUGGCUGUGGGAAGGAACGAGAGAAUCUUGUGGCAUCGGAUGAGAGUGAGAUGGAAUCGGGGGAUGAGGCUGGAUGUGGGAGGGUACUUCAGCGUUUGGCGUCAAAGCGCAAAAAUUCUCAGAGUACCAAUGAUUCUUCUCGGAAAAUUCGAUCGAUUCUCAAUGCAGAGAAGCAUAAGACGUUGGUGUUGAAGAGUCAGGAGAGCACUCCAGCACCAUCGGAGGUUUUUGACAAUGCCAGACAGAUUGCUGAGAAGUCCAGUAAGCCUCCGGGUUUUGUGUUUAAUGUGCCCAAAAGCAUUGAGAAUUCUGCUCCUACGAGCAAAGCUCCAUCGAGUUCCAGUAGCUCCUCUUCAUCCUCAUCUUCCAGUACAUGUGCCUCUGUCUCGACAUCCUCCCAGGUAAAUGCCUUCCUGUCUGAUCGUCAACUCACGGAGAAUCGUAUGCCAGGAGAUCAGCUUGCCACGAUGCCUGUCUUCAAUCAGUACACUCCAGGAGUUCCCUCCAAUCAACUGUACGUGAAGAAUCUGGCCAAAGAUGUCACCCAGGAUGAUCUCAAAUUCAUCUUCGGGAGGUAUUCCAAGCGCCGUGGAGACAUCCAGAUUGACUGCAAGUUCCAGGGCAAGCUCCGUGGACAGGCUUGGAUUAAGUUUGACACUGAAACUGGCACGAAAGUUGGAGAGCGCCAGGUAGAUCGGGCUCUUCGCGAGAUUCAUGGGUACAUUCUCAAGAAUAAACCUCUUCAUGUAUCCUACGCCAAGUCUGUCCAUUCUCUCAAGUCUGGACAUUUUCAGUGAUCAUCUAAUUCCUCCGGAAACGCCAAAAAAAAAACUGCCAUAGGAUAACAGUGAACUUACCCAAAUUUUAUCCAUUGUAAUAAGUUUAAGAAAAAAGCGUUUAAAAAAAAACUGAACUCAUUUUUUUCUAUUGAUUAUCUCUUUUAUUUACACCCUAAAAAAAUAGUUUUUUUUUCUUGCUAAUUAGAAAAAUUUAAGGAUAUUUCUAUCUGGGUAUUUAGUUUUUCUUUUUAAAUAAAUAAUUCUUUAUGCUUGUUUUUUUUUUAGAUAAUUUUUCACAUAUUCUUUUUUUCUUUUUUAGAACAUUUACUAAUAUGAAUUGUCUUUCGCGUCUCCAAAACAAAAAAAAAACAAUAAACUGUACUGAAUUCACUGAUUUUCA
Messenger RNA from Phlebotomus papatasi, 1919 nucleotides. RefSeq names its product RNA-binding region-containing protein 3. Gene Ontology annotation, biological process: mRNA splicing, via spliceosome. The record is from RefSeq and is a predicted model, not a curated record. The transcript is spliced from 2 exons. Lineage: Eukaryota; Metazoa; Arthropoda; Insecta; Diptera; Psychodidae. Gene Ontology annotation, cellular component: U12-type spliceosomal complex. Gene Ontology annotation, molecular function: U12 snRNA binding; pre-mRNA intronic binding. Bases 119 to 1537 code for a protein of 472 amino acids.